AACAACAAUAAACUCUCUUUAGAUUUAGGAAUAUAAAGAAUGUUUGACGAUAACUUUUAUCACCAUUAUUCAAAUGAAUAUUGAACAAACGGUAUCAACAUUUUUUUCUUAUCAAUAAAGAACUGGAAUUGUUUCAAGUUGCUUAUAAAAUUAAUUAUCAUAUAUGGACGAAUCGUGUGUACUAGAUUUUAGAACGGUUGAAAACAAAUAGGAAUAUGCAGUUAUUUGUCAAAGUAAAAGUUUUUCUUCUCAUUGUAUAUGUCAUUGGUUUGAUAAGUUCAACAAAGGAACUUGAUCGACUGAAGUCAAUUGUCAAACAUUUGGAAACUAGACUUAAUUUCGAAUUUACACUCAGAGACGAAGAUAUUGCUGAAAUAACAGUGCGACUGAAUGACAUCGAUAAAGUGUUAAAUGAAACCAUUGGAAAAGAACAUUCUAUACCUCCAGUGGCCACAAAAGCUAGUAAGAUUGAUUUUGAAACAGUCGAUACAUUGAAAGAUGAUUUUAAUAGACUCAGGGCUGCGUUCAACGAGGAAAAGUCUGAGGCUAAAAGGUUCCGACGGGACAUUCCAAAGAUUGAAAACAAUUUGAUAUCCCUCAAAGAAGAUGUUGAAAGUUAUUGCAAAAUCGCUGUUAAUAAUACUGAUCAAUUAUUAACUAACUUUAGGACGGUCAAACAUGUGUCAGAAGACCAUAUUAUAUCGUCCGAAAAUGACCAGAAAGUGUUAAAUAGUAAGGUGGAACAGGUACAACUAAACACUGAGAAUAUGUCUAAACAAAUUAAAGACAUUAAAACUCUUGUAACUAAUUUAUAUUCUCACAUAGUUUACUUAUUUCAAGCUUCAUCGUGUCAUAUUAAACAAGGUUUAUUAUAUCAUACCUCCUGUAAAUCGUUAAGAGAUAUGAACAUAAUUGGAAAUGGAAUAUACAAAUUACGACAGGUGAUUCAAGUGUACUGUGACCAAACUACAGACGGCGGGGGCUGGAUAGUAUUUCAAAGAAGACUGAAUGGAGAAACAGAUUUUUAUCGAAACUGGACUGAGUAUAAAAACGGCUUUGGUGAUCUCAAUGGUGAGUUCUGGCUCGGUAAUGAUCAUUUGAGUCUACUGACAUCAGAUGGAGAACACGAACUUCGAAUAGAGAUUGAAGAUUUUGAGGGAAACAGUGCAUAUGCUAAGUACAGUAAGUUCAAGAUAUAUCCGGAAGAAAACAAUUACAAACUUGAGGUAAGUGGAUACAGUGGAACUGCUGGAGAUUCUCUUGAGUGGCAUAAUGGAAUGAUGUUCUCAACGUAUGAUAGAGAUCAUGAUAAAUCGUCGUCAAAUUGUGCGGAACGUUGGCAUGGUGCAUGGUGGUAUAACCGUUGCCACUAUUCCAAUUUCAAUGGACAGUAUUAUAACCAGCAUGGCAAAAUAUAUAGUACUGGAAUUAACUGGUAUCAUUGGAAGAAUAAUCACUACAGUUUGAAAAAAGUAGAAAUGAAAUUCCGUUAACAUGAUCAACGAAGAUAUUAUCACAGUAAAAAACUAUUUAAACAUUGAUGAAUAAUUGAUGAAAUAUGACGUGGGUAAUUUUUAGUUAUGUAAACUUUAAAGAAACUUAUCUUGAGAUAACUGAUCAAGAAAAAAAACUAAGAACACGCAUAGUCUACUCACUGUAAGGUUCACUAAUUCCAUAGUUACGUUGCUGAUUGCAAAUGUUACCUGACAUUAAAUUGUGCCUCAUACAUAUAUGUUUUGUUUCAAAGUCUUCAAACAAUUUAAAGAUAUAUAAAAUAUGUAGUGCAUUUUAACGUUAUAUACAUGUAUUAUCUUACUAGAUACCAUUCAAAGUAAAAUGAGGAAGGCAAUAUGUGAAUAUAGAAUUUAUACUGUUAUGAAAUGACUACAGGAUUAAAGAUUGCAAAAUGUGUACAAUGUUCUGUACAGAUAUCACCCGGAUAAAAUUGAAUUUUACCUUGAUAGUGCAUGGAAUUGAUUGGACUCACUUAACUGUCCAAAACAGUUAAAAUGGAUAUCGAAAUAUCCCACAGGAAAUGUGUUUGACGGUCAUGUUGUAUAAUCCAAACACUGAUGACAUAAUAUUUAUUGAAAAAUUAUGGAGACAAAACUAUACAUACCUUUAAAACUAUUGUCGCAAUGAAAAGGCAAUGUUUACCACUGAUUGAAUAACCAGAUUCUAUGUAACUAGCAUUGUAUGUAUUUACCUAUCUAUUAUAAUGACCGGGAACGAAUACGCAAGGCAUCUUUAGGACGUAAAGACUACAUGAAAGCAAAUAAUGUUGGAGUUGGGGUGCAGCUUCCAAAAGAAUGGCGCGAAGCUCGACAAAAAUUAUAUCCUAUCUUUAACGCUGAGAAACGGAAGGGAAAUAAUGUUAAAUUCAUAAGGAGAAAAGCUUUUCAUCAGUGGCAUUGAAUUUAAAUCACAGUAUACCAACAACACAUCAUAGGGAAGUCGUGAAGAGAACCCACUUGAUUUAUUAUCAUGGAAUGUCAACGGGUUAGUACGGAAAAUCGCUGAUCCAGAUUUUGUGGAGUUAAUCAAAAACAUGACAUAAACAUCUUAACUGAAACUUGGUUAUCACAAAAAACACAUUACAACCUGAAUAUUCAAGGAUAUAACGCACAUCAUUUGUACGGAAACAAAUCUGUUACCACACGUAAAGGACG
Messenger RNA from Ruditapes philippinarum (Manila clam), 2669 nucleotides. RefSeq names its product fibrinogen-like protein 1. NCBI's taxonomy places the organism in Eukaryota, Metazoa, Mollusca, Bivalvia, Venerida, Veneridae. The record is from RefSeq and is a predicted model, not a curated record. The transcript has a single exon. Bases 216 to 1493 code for a protein of 425 amino acids.